Molecule: messenger RNA, 2486 nt
Organism: Nematostella vectensis (starlet sea anemone)
Lineage: Eukaryota; Metazoa; Cnidaria; Anthozoa; Actiniaria; Edwardsiidae
Product: protein TBATA
Exons: 5
Coding region: 102-1559 (485 amino acids)
Source: RefSeq, a predicted model, not a curated record
UAGUUUGCACUGAGGCCAUUUCCAAACAAGCCUGGGAAGCAGCGUGGAUGAAAGAGGGAGCUGUUAAAGUUUAUUAGUUUAGCGACCGGUUUUACUGUUGGAUGGAUAACAUGCCAACGUUUACACCAUCAGGAGGGCAGCCUUUACUCGUUCGUGGAACCGUGCAAGAAUCAUUUCAAGACAAAAUUCCGUCCACGAGUCGAUAUGCGUGGCCUACAAAAGACGAGCGGGCACCAAGCCGUGCGUUCUCUAGCCGCGCGAGCAAGAACCCUUUCUUCGCAAGACAUAAUCCUCAUCCACAGAGAGUAAGGCAUCUGAAAGGCCUACUAGACAUUCCUGUGUGUACCGUUAUAGAUUCACCUGGCGUGGAAGACAACCAAGAUCGAUUUCUCGUUUGUACCCCGACUACGGACCAAAUGCGCCAAAGACCGCUUCGCGGUCUUCGUAUGCCGAUAAAUGCCGAUUCCUUUGUCACUGUGAAAGAAAAAGCCAUUCCUACUGUUGGUCUAGUGCCAAUCACAUUUACCUGGAGGGAGGAGCUGCGCAAGCUGGCGGAAGCAGCAGGUGUCAAGCGUGAAGUGUCAAAGAACCCUUAUACAAUAACCAAAGCCUACCAGAUGCCCCCAGUGUCCAGGCAGGGGUCCAGGAUGGACGAUAGGCCACCACCGUCCAGGAAUGGAGAACUACCCCCUCCAUCUAGGGGUGGGGAGAGGAUGUUGCCAUCUCGACAGAUGUCAAGGCAGGGUGAUGUGCCACCCCCCUCCCGACAAGGUGUUCCACCCUCCCGACAAGGUGUACCACCCUACCAGGAUGACAGACAGUUGCAGCACAUUGUGGAGUAUCCAGAUAAUGAGGGAUAUAUGCUGGAGCUUCUUGGCUCCAUUCUCCAGACAGAUAGCGUCCAAGCUAUUCAGUCAUGGCUGGUAAAUGCUCCAAACAAGGAGAAAGAGCUCGUGUUAGACAUGAUCCGUGCUGUGUCCUCGUCGGAUCGCGAGUUCCGUGAAGGCUAUAACACAGUGGUGAGAUCCCCAGUGUAUGAGGACCAGCUUCUGCAACAGGAAGCCAGCUUAGACGUGGAUAACAUUCAGAAGUACAACGAAGCCAAGAAAAGGGAGAUGGAAGAGGAACAAAAGCUAAAGGCGGCGAGGGAAGAGGGCAGCGAAAAACCAGGGACCCCUCGAUCAGGUUCCAACCAGGGCUACACUCAGUACCAGUGGACAUCUCCCGGAUGUAAACCAAGCUCCCCAUUCGUUGCCACGGAGAAGAAGAACGCGCUUGUUUUAGAGCAGAACAGACCACGCCCAGGAACAGCCGAGGCGGAAAUCGAAGAAAUUCGAAGUCGUCUCCAGUCACGCUCAUCCCCGCGAGUUUUUCAGCACCAGAGCCGGGCGUCCGCUGCCCGACCUGUAUCGCGGCCUCAGACACAACAGAGCCUUUACAUCCCGCCAACGGAAGCCCUCACCCAGAAUGCACAGCGUCCUCCUAGUCACCAGUCCAUCAAAAGCCAGCAAUCUGUGAUCAAAAGCAUUCUCUCGUACAAGCCGCAGCAGAAUGCAUAAUUGUGGCGCCCCAAUAUUUUAUUUUUUGUAACGAUUUCUCGGGAAAUCGAAAAAUGUUUACAAUGCAAAGGCGAAUAGAUCAUUCUGUAGCACUCUUAACCAUGGGCAUCUAGGUACUCGCACGACAGACAGAGCCCCGGUUUUGCCAUUUUUUCGUCAUCCAUAAUGCAACACGGGGUGUACGACACUUGGUUUCCAUUAUAAAUGGCUGGCUUAAAUGUUUCUAAAGGCUUGCUUGAAGUUCUGUCCGAGCUAAGGCAUCCUUAGAUGGCUUUGUUUCUCCCAUCAACUUUUCGAUCUUCUCAUGAUCGCCACGUAGGGAAGUAAAAUCGUUUCGUGAAUAGAUGCACAUGAUAAGUCAGAAUGCAUUUCGGCAUUGUGGGUGAUCAACAAAGCGCUUUUCGUGUCCCUUCAUUACAAUGUAAUGUCAAAACCCCUUUUUAACUGGUUUAUUAAACUUUUUAUACAAUUUAUACUUGUUUUGUGUCGUCAAAAACUGCAAUGCAAAGUUCGACUAAGGUUUUUGAUAGUUGUUUUCCUACGUACAAUAAAAUAUGAAUUAUAUGCAUUUUUCAUUUAUUUUAUUUUCUGUUUUGACUUAGUUUGCUACAGUGCAAAGCUUAUCUUAUUCAAGAUAAAGGGGAAUGCGUAUAGAAAUUAAGCAAAAGAAUUUCCUGUGUAAUUUUCCCUUUACGCAUUGGUGUUUUCAUUUGACAUGUUUUAAAAUAAAUGUGGAAUCUUUUUCUGAUUCUCUACGGUUGUUUCGGUUAGUAAUUUCACUUAUUGUUUUGUUUUUAUUUAAUAGUUUUCCCAAGCGCCAACUACACACCUAUUUCCCCUCAAUUGCCUGUCGAUAUGGCUAAACGUUUAUUUGGCGUUCACCUGAAUAAAAGUUUUACAUAUUCUGUAAUAAAAUAAUUCAUUACC